Solanum verrucosum is the source of this 1165-nucleotide messenger RNA. RefSeq names its product tobamovirus multiplication protein 3-like. The transcript is spliced from 11 exons. NCBI's taxonomy places the organism in Eukaryota, Viridiplantae, Streptophyta, Magnoliopsida, Solanales, Solanaceae. The record is from RefSeq and is a predicted model, not a curated record. The coding region runs from base 1 to 861 and encodes 286 amino acids.
AUGGGUUGGGUUGAAACGGCGGUGGAGCCGUCGUCGACGGCGGCAAUAAGCUGGUGGGAUGAAGUGAAUGAAUCUCCUAUUUGGCAAGACCGUAUUUUCUAUGUCCUUGCGAUCUUAUACGGCGUCGUUUCUGCUGUUGCUCUUGUGCAAUUAAUCCGGAUUCAAAUGAGAGUUCCCGAGUAUGGAUGGACCACUCAGAAAGUCUUCCAUUUCCUCAAUUUCUUGGUGAAUGGGGUUCGCUCUCUGGUUUUUGUAUUUCGUCGGGAUGUUCAGAAGUUGAACCCUGAGAUUAUCCAACACAUCUUGCUUGAUAUGCCAAGUCUUGCAUUCUUCACAACUUUUGCGCUUCUAGUAUUAUUCUGGGCUGAGAUAUACUAUCAGGCACGUGCUGUAUCUACUGAUGCUCUUAGGCCUAGUUUCUUCACAAUUAAUGGAGUGGUUUAUGCUAUUCAGAUCAUAUUAUGGCUGAUAAUAUGGUGGAAGCCUGUUCCAGCACUUGUCAUCUUAUCUAAGGCGUUCUUUGCAGGUGUAUCUCUAUUUGCAGCCUUGGGGUUUCUUCUUUAUGGAGGAAGGCUUUUCCUUAUGUUACAGCGUUUCCCUGUAGAAUCAAAGGGGAGACAGAAGAAACUACAGGAAGUUGGUUAUGUGACAACAAUAUGUUUUUCAUGCUUCCUGAUUAGAUGCAUUAUGAUGUGUUUCAAUGCAUUUGAUGAAGCUGCGGAUCUUGAUGUUUUGUACCAUCCAAUUUUAAAUUUUGUAUACUAUCUGUUGGUAGAGAUUCUACCUUCUUCGCUCGUCCUUUUCAUUUUGAGGAAGUUGCCUCCAAAGCGAGGGAUCACACAGUACCACCCUAUUCGCUGAUACAACAGUGUGCAUUGGAUGAUGGAAAUCAAGCUCUGGGAUCAGGGUAUCAGAUGAGUUGGCUUUUACGAUACUCGUCUUACCUAUAAGUGUUUGAAGCAAAGACCAUAUAGUGAGAUAUUGUACGUGGAGCAUGGUUCAUCAGGACUCUUGGAAAAAUAGUUUGUUCUCUGCAGAUAUUAGUUAUGUCUGUAAUUUGUUUGUAGUCUUGAAGCAAGAGUUGUGGAAGAAGUUGUGUUAUUUCUAGUGUAAUUAUCUUCAUAUUUGUAUGUUUCAGAUUUCAAUUGAUUAUUCUUUCCCCCCA